AUGCCGUCGUCGGAGUACCGGAGAUCAUUCCAAGAAGAUUCCCGGAUGAUCGCCCUUGCUUCCAACUCGAAGAGCGCGCAGAGCUUCAUGUUCAGCGAGGACGGCAAGUACAUGCUCAAGACCGCGUCGGAAUCGGAGCUGGACUCGAUGCUGCGGCUGCUGCCGCACUACGCCGAGCACGUGGCGAGGCGGCGGGGUUCUCUCAUCACCCGCUUCUUCGGCGUUUACCGCGUCACGAACCCCAGGACGAAACGAUCCACCAUCUUCGUGUCCUCAUCGAACGUCUUCUCGACCGAGAAACGCCUUCACGAGCGUUACGACCUCAAGGGCUCGGUGGUGGGGCGGCGAACUAUUCCCCGCAACAGCUCGGCCUUCAAGCCUACCACAAUGCUCAAGGAUUUAGACCUAGCGGACAGGGACAAGAUUCGACUGGCCGCGGGGGGCAAGAAGCGGCUGAUGAGAGAGCUCAGCGCUGACGCGGAAUUCCUGGCCGGGCUCGGCGUCAUGGACUACAGCUUGCUCGUGGGCAUUCACCGCCCUUGUAGACCAAAGUCGAGCAGGCUGUUGUCCCUUCCGCUGUCGGUGCUGUCGGUGGCGUCCAAGCCUGUCUGGGCGGCGGGGUGCUUCGCCCUGGGAAUCAUCCCCGGCGGCGCGAGGAGGGGCGGCAGACGGCCACAGGUCGGCGUCUACCCCGGGCGAGAACCUGGCGUCGUCUAUUACGUGGGAAUCAUCGACGUGUUGCAGAGGUACAACCUAAAGAAGAUGCUGGAGAGGGGGGCCAAGGGGGUGGUCUACGACCGACAUGAGCUAUCCGCGGUGCCCCCGGAUGAGUACCGCGACCGCUUCAUAGCGUUCAUCGACGGAAGAACCGAGUGACCGUUUCGGGUACAGCAGUGAGGAUUAUCCGUCAAUAUUUCCGGUUGAAUAGGGACGCUGUCCGGAUACAAUGCCGGCGAAGUGACAUGCCACGGAUGGAAUAGUCUGGGUGUGCCAUUCUCUGCGCAGUGCUGGUACAGUGCCAGCGAAUCUGGCGGGCACAUACCGGCACUAUUUUGAGGGACGUUCGUCGUGGCAAGACCGAGUGACAGUUUCGGGUCCAGUGGGGGGCACUCAGUACUGCCGGUUGAAUAGGGUCGCUGCUCGACAUAGCGCCGUAGAGUAUUCUAUGUGUCUCAUUUUCUGAAUAGUGUCAACGAAUCUGGCGGGGCACAUUCCGGCACUUUGAGGGACCUGCAUCGAUGGCACGACCGAGUGACAGUUUCGGGUCCCCCUUUGUAGUGCCGGUUGAAUAGCGCCGCUGACGGUUGAUUAGUGCCUGCGCCCAAAAUCAAACGAUACCUUUUCGGAAAGCGCUCUCGACGAGACAGUUCCAACGCCGCCAUUUCCGGCACCGUGCAAUCGAGCUUUGAAAUCGUUCCAGCAGGGGGUGUGUUAUCUUACGUCGUGCAGCCUACGGUGACUGCCGGCGAAGUCCCGUCACACCGCGGAUGGAAUAGUGUUGUCUCAUUCUCUAAGUAGUACCAGCGAAUCUGACGGGCGCAUGCCGGCACCAUUUUGAGGGGUCUCGGUUAGUUUGUUGCUGUUAAGAGCCCUUGUUCGAGCCAUAGACAUUUUGUUUUUUUCUCUCCUGGGUUCGAUUGUUAGUUAGUUGCUGUCAUAGCCCGUGUUAGAGCCAUAGACUUGUUUCUUGCUCCUCGCUGGGCCGCUAUUAGUUAAAGAGUCUGUUGGGCCCGUGUUGGAGCCAAUUAGAUUUUUUUGUUCUUUCUCUCUCCCCUGGGUCUAGUUUUUUUUUUUUUUUGUAGUGUUGCGGGGAAAUUAAUAGUCUGCUUGCCUUUGGGGGGUGUAUGUUUUCUUGUUCCGUUUUUUUUUUUUUUUCGAUGUCGUGAGGAGAGGGUUUGCACGACAACCACCCCCAGGCACUGCCACUUGCAUUCUUGUCACUGGACUACCACAUGUGACGCAAGGUACUACACCCCCUGGACCGAUUAUCAAAGCUGGAUUUUCUCCGCGAGGAGGAUGCACAGAUGAAACGGUACGUUUUUGGAAAGAGCUCGACGUUGCGGUGUCAUAGCUCGUCGUUUUCGGCGCCACCGCUGUCUCUGCUACGAAUAGUCGAUGUUUGAGAAUCGGUCCAGGAUGUGCGUUGUGUGAUAUCUUAUCUCACCUACGGUGCUCGUACGCGCAAGAAUGAAGGCAUGCUGUUGUUUUCCUUGCCGCACGUUGUCUGUGUGUGUGUGUGUGUGUGUGUGUUUUGUUUUUUAGCAAAGGUUCUGUGUACAGCGCCACCACUGACUGACCUUCAUAUCCCGUGGGCGGCGAAAUCUGUGGUCCCGCCGCCGCCGUCGGGUGUUGUAAUGCGAAGGGUUUGGGGACUGCGCUUUGCGGUUUUGGUUUCGAGCGAGCAAGCGUCGCGUUGGCGCGACAAGGAUUCAAUGGACAAGGCGUACCAGUUUUUAACGUUAAAGUCUUGUUCGUGAAGCUCGAUGGAGCUCCCUUUUGCUGAUCAACAGAGUGUGGCAGCCGGGACGAUGGCGUCACUUCGCAAAGCAAAACCCGGCCGACGUUGUCUCCCCUGAAUGACAUCUGUGAGCAACAGGCGUUGGCGAGCAUGGAGGGAGAAGUGUACCCGUGUAAACGCCUGCCGUAGUCGAUAGACCGUUGACCUCGCAUACCUACAACAAUGCCUGGACGGAACGAUAUGUUUGCGGGGUGUACCACCGGCCGGCCCAGGGUACGGUUCUCAAGGAUGGACCGGAAGCUUGUCGUCAUCGUUGCGUGCGCUAAACCUAACCAGAUGUAUGCCAUGGGUUGAUUGGGCAUCUCGGCGGGAGGGAGGGGGGCGGGCAGUAUCUUUGCUUUCUGUGAGUCCCCCAAGCGGACUACACUAGUCAUGUUUGAUCCACCAUGCAGAUAAGGCAGGCAUGCUUCUGCGAGCCUUGGCCGCUGAUCUGCAUCCGUGAGCACCUGAAAAAGGGUCGGGGCGGUUGGCUGGGGGGGGGUCUCAGGGAAAUCUUGUUUAUUGUGAGUCCCCCAGGCGGACUAUUGGUGAUGAUUUUGAUCCACUUAGCAACAAGGGAAGGCAUGCUUUUGCGAGCCUUGACCCGUGAUUUGCACCCGUGAGCACCUGAAAAAGGGUCGGGGCGGUUGGCUGGGGGGGAGGCUCAGAGAGCAACUGUUUUUUCCGUGAGUCCCGCAGGCAAACCUGCUGCUGCCGUGGUGAUGUUUGAGCCACUUGUGGCAGAUAAGAAGGCAGACAUUCUCCUGCUUAGCUUUGACCCCUCGUUUGAACCCGUGGCACCUUGGCAAGGAUCGGGGCGGUUGCGGGACAUGCGGGGGAGGAGUAACUUUGUUUCCUGAGAAUCCCCGAGGCGGACUAUUGUACUGUAGAGGUGUUUGAUCCUGUAGGCAGACACCGGCAGGCAUGCUUCUUGGGAGCUAGGCCCGUGCCUAAGAUAUCUGACGUUGAAAAAGGUCUCAAGAUAGUAUCUAACCACAACCCGUUGACGUGAGUCCGCGCCCCCCU
Ectocarpus sp. CCAP 1310/34 is the source of this 3523-nucleotide messenger RNA. The record is from the annotation of a GenBank genome assembly. Lineage: Eukaryota; Phaeophyceae; Ectocarpales; Ectocarpaceae.